UUCUCCCCGUGAGGCGCUUGAGAGGACAACAUGGCAAGGGAGCUGCGGACGCUUCUGAUUUGGGGCCGCCGCCUUCGGGCUCCGUUGCGGGCUCCCGCGCUGGCGGCCGCUCCGGAAGGAAAGUCAGUUCUGUGUCCUCAGAGGACCCCACUUCAGUUCAGGAGCCCCGGGCAAAACCUGGUUUCCAGCUUCUACCCCGGACGUCUGUAUAGUACGUCGCAGGCUGCUGAGGACAAGAAGGAGGAGCCCCUGCAUUCCAUCAUUAGCAGCACUGAGACCGUGCAAGGGUCCAUCUCCAGACACGAGUUCCAGGCGGAGACAAAGAAGCUUUUGGAUAUCGUGGCCCGUUCCCUAUACUCAGAAAAAGAGGUGUUUAUACGGGAGCUCAUCUCCAAUGCCAGCGAUGCCUUGGAAAAGCUGCGACACAAGUUGGUGUCUGAUGGCCAGACCCUGCCAGAAAUGGAAAUCCACCUGCAGACAGAUUCUGAGAAAGGCACCAUCACCAUCCAGGACACUGGCAUCGGGAUGACACAGGAGGAGCUGGUGUCCAAUCUGGGCACAAUUGCCAGAUCAGGGUCAAAGGCCUUUCUGGAAGCACUGCAGAACCAGGCGGAGGCCAGCAGCAAGAUCAUCGGCCAGUUUGGAGUGGGCUUCUACUCAGCCUUCAUGGUGGCCGACAGAGUUGAAGUCUAUUCCCGCUCAGUGGCCCCUGGGAACCCAGGUUACCAGUGGCUAUCAGAUGGCUCUGGAGUGUUUGAAAUCGCUGAAGCUUCAGGAGUCAGAACUGGAACCAAAAUUGUCAUCCACCUCAAAUCAGACUGCAGAGAGUUUGCCAGUGAAGCCCGGGUUCAAGAUGUGGUGACCAAGUACAGUAACUUCGUCAGCUUCCCUCUGUACCUUAAUGGAAGGCGGAUUAACACCUUGCAGGCCCUCUGGACGAUGGACCCCAAGGAUGUCAGCGAGUUGCAGCAUGAGGAAUUCUACCGUUACAUCGCUCAGGCAUAUGACAAGCCCCGCUACACCCUGCACUACAGGACAGACGCACCCCUCAACAUCCGGAGCCUCUUCUAUGUGCCAGAGAUGAAACCUUCCAUGUUUGACGUGAGCAGGGAGCUGGGCUCCAGUGUGGCACUGUAUAGUCGCAAAGUCCUCAUCCAGACCAAGGCUGCAGACAUCCUACCCAAGUGGCUGCGCUUCGUUCGAGGUGUGGUGGACAGUGAGGACAUCCCUCUGAACCUCAGCCGGGAGCUCCUGCAGGAGAGUGCGCUCAUCCGGAAGCUCCGGGACGUGUUACAGCAGAGGCUGAUAAAGUUCUUCGUUGACCAGAGCAAAAGGGAUGCUGAGAAGUACGCAAAGUUUUUUGAAGAUUAUGGCUUGUUCAUGAGGGAAGGCAUUGUGACCACUGCAGAGCAGGAGGUCAAGGAGGACAUCGCGAAGCUGCUGCGUUACGAGUCUUCAGCACUGCCUGCUGGGCAGCUGACCAGUCUGUCAGACUAUGCCAGCCGCAUGCAGGCUGGCACCCGCAGCAUCUACUACCUGUGCGCGCCCAGCCGGCACCUGGCAGAGCACUCGCCCUACUACGAGGCUAUGAAACAGAAGCACACAGAGGUCCUCUUCUGUUAUGAGCAGUUUGAUGAGCUCACCUUGCUGCACCUUCGAGAGUUUGACAAGAAGAAGCUGAUCUCUGUAGAGACAGACAUUGUUGUCGAUCAGUACAAGGAGGAAAAGUUUGAGGACACAUCACCAGCCAGUGACCGCCUGUCUGAGAAGGAGACAGAGGAGCUUAUGGCCUGGAUGAGGAACGCACUGGGAUCUCGAGUUGCCAACGUAAAGGUGACUCUCCGCCUGGACACCCACCCUGCCAUGGUGACUGUGCUAGAGAUGGGGGCCGCCCGGCACUUCCUGCGCAUGCAGCAGCUGGCCAAGACACAAGAGGAGCGUGCUCAGCUCCUACAGCCCACACUGGAGGUCAACCCCAGGCACAUGCUGAUUAAGAAGCUCAAUCAGCUGAGAGAGCAGGAGCCAGAGCUGGCCCAGCUGCUGGCUGACCAGAUCUAUGACAACGCCAUGAUAGCAGCAGGGCUAGUGGACGACCCCAGGCCCAUGGUUGGCCGCCUCAAUGACCUUCUCGUCAAGGCCCUGGAGAGACGCUGAUGACAUGGUCCUCCUAGGUGACAAAGGAGAUUAUGUGCCUGGGAAGUGUCCCCAAGCAGAGACAGUAAGGACAAAAGACCACCACCUUCUUGAGCUUUAUUUACCUCCAUUAAAGUAUUUCUUAAUCCA
Molecule: messenger RNA, 2283 nt
Organism: Marmota flaviventris (yellow-bellied marmot)
Lineage: Eukaryota; Metazoa; Chordata; Mammalia; Rodentia; Sciuridae
Gene: Trap1
Product: TNF receptor associated protein 1
Biological process (GO): protein folding
Molecular function (GO): ATP hydrolysis activity; ATP binding; ATP-dependent protein folding chaperone
Source: RefSeq, a predicted model, not a curated record